AUGGAUAAUUCCUCUGCCAGCGGCGGCCGACAACCAGCGCGGCAGCGGGAGCUGCACGGUCCACGGCCGGCUCCUCUGACCGUCAGGAAGGAGUCCCGCAAGAUAAAGAAGACGCUGGUGCCGCCGCCGCCGCCGCCGCCGCCGCAGCCACAGCAGCAGCAAUACCGGCCGCCCGUCAUCAUCUACACCGCCUCCCCCAAGGUCAUCCACACAACCUCAGCCGACUUCAUGUCCGUCGUGCAAAGCCUCACCGGCGUCCGCAAGCCCGCUGCCUCUAAUCCCGAAGGCGACAGGGGGCAGGCUCCGUUCUCGCCGGCCGCCCGCUUGGCAGCGUUCGAGAAGAUCGCCACCUCCCCCUCAGCUUCUGGGCGAACAUUAAAGCGCGAAGAAGUCGAUGACGUGGCGGUGGAGGUUAUUAGUUCGCCGGGGAGACAGAGAAGAGAAGGAGGAGGGGGGAUCUUGUCGCCGGGGCCUUCUUCACUGCCGUGGAUAUCGCCGGCGGUAUUUACUCCUAGUGCGAUCGUUACGCCGCCGGUGAUUCAAUUUGUGGCGAGUCCAAAUAGCAAUCUAUUCUUCUCCGGCAUGGUUCCUUCUCCGGUAGCUUACUGGGAUCUCUUCAACCAUUACCACCAUUAA
Zingiber officinale is the source of this 636-nucleotide messenger RNA. Its product is annotated as protein MKS1-like. Gene Ontology annotation, cellular component: nucleus. NCBI's taxonomy places the organism in Eukaryota, Viridiplantae, Streptophyta, Magnoliopsida, Zingiberales, Zingiberaceae. The transcript has a single exon. The record is from RefSeq and is a predicted model, not a curated record. Bases 1 to 636 code for a protein of 211 amino acids.